GCAAGGCCGGAAGUGCGCAGAGAGUGCUCGCGGCAGCGGCGGCGACGGCGGCGGGAGGUUCGGUUGUCGCCCGUUGGCCGCGCGGCCCCGCGCUCGGCGGCCGCCAUUGCAGCUUAUUUUCAGUUGCUUUUUAAAGACGGAAGGCUCAUGGUGCAAAUUGUUGUUUCCAGUGCUGGGGCUGGAGGCCUGGCAGAAUGGGUGCUGAUGGAACUACAGGGGGAGAUCGAGGCUCGCUACAGCACUGGAUUAGCUGGAAACCUCCUGGGAGACCUACAUUACACCACUGAGGGAAUCCCUGUGCUGAUCGUGGGGCAUCACAUCCUGUUUGGGAAAAUCAUCCACCUGGAGAAACCUUUUGCGGUCCUUGUCAAACACACUCCUGGGGAGCGGGACUGUGAUGAGCCAGGUGGCAAGACUGGCACCCGGUACCUGGUGACAGCGCUCAUCAAAAACAAGAUCCUGUUCAAAACUCGCCCCAAGCCCAUUAUCACCAACGUCCCCAAGAAAGUAUGAAAGAACCCCGGAUUUUCCCUAGAGAGCGGCCAACUCCUUGGACUCGUGCUCCACUGCCACCUCGAGGACGGUUCGACAGUUCCCUGGGACCACAGGGGGGUCCUGUUCUAAACACAGGCCACCCACUGAGCAUGAACUCGGAUUCCUUCCUUAUGGCAACUGGUUCUCUUGGUGGAAAUCUGGCCCCGUUUCCAAGGAACCCAUCUCCUUUUCCAACUUCAUCAGGCUCAUUGGCUUCAAAUCCAGCACCUUUCCCUGCUGGUGCUCGUGAUCCAAGCAUGGCUUCUUUUCCAAGAGGGAUGAAUCCCACUGGCACAG
This is a messenger RNA of Rhinolophus ferrumequinum (greater horseshoe bat), 831 nucleotides long. It is a transcript of the gene CHTF8, whose product is annotated as chromosome transmission fidelity factor 8. The transcript has 4 exons. NCBI's taxonomy places the organism in Eukaryota, Metazoa, Chordata, Mammalia, Chiroptera, Rhinolophidae. Gene Ontology annotation, cellular component: Ctf18 RFC-like complex. The record is from RefSeq and is a predicted model, not a curated record. Gene Ontology annotation, biological process: mitotic sister chromatid cohesion. The coding region runs from base 148 to 513 and encodes 121 amino acids.